Molecule: messenger RNA, 7539 nt
Organism: Hemicordylus capensis (graceful crag lizard)
Lineage: Eukaryota; Metazoa; Chordata; Lepidosauria; Squamata; Cordylidae
Gene: RIMKLB
Product: ribosomal modification protein rimK like family member B
Exons: 12
Coding region: 1310-2470 (386 amino acids)
Biological process (GO): protein modification process
Cellular component (GO): cytoplasm
Molecular function (GO): metal ion binding; ATP binding; ligase activity, forming carbon-nitrogen bonds
Source: RefSeq, a predicted model, not a curated record
AGAAGGGGGCGGGGGUAGGGAAAGGUUUGCGCGCCUUUCCCCUUUCUUGGGCCGCCGGAUUGGUUGAAGGAAGGGGAGGGUGCUUUCAGACAGCGGGUGGGACGCGCGUCGAAGGCGGCGGCCGAAGGACCUCUGAGCGCGCUCGCGUGUGCGAGCCAACCACACCUCCUCCCUCCGCCGUGCGCGCGUGCUAGCCGCGUCUUUCGAUUCCUUCCUCCCUUUCCUGCUGCUACCUGGCUCGUCAGUCAGGAACGAGGAUCGGCGGGCUGUGGCGGUUUCUGUAGCGAGCGCGACUCAGGCAGCCGCGGGAGCCGUGGGGAGGGGUGGAGGCUCGCUCUGCGGAACAGCCUCGAGACUGACUGCCUGCCUGCCUCCCCUCCUUCCUUCGCGGAGGAGAGGCAUUAAUUAGUCGCCCCCUUGGCUCGCUUGUGUCUCCAGGGAGGGCAGGUCGCCCCUCCCUCCUCUCCCCAUUUUGCUCGUGCUCUUGUGGCGGGGUAAAGCGCGUGAGGAGGGCGGGGCGCGCUUGGUUUCGCCAGUUCUUCUCCCCCCCCCGCCGUUCGACUGCGGUUUCACAAUUUUUUUAUUGGGAAAUAAUUGGAGAGCGGAAUUAAGUAAUCUUACAUCUCCAGGAAUCCAAGCGCGAUUGGGGAGCAUCUUAAAGCGUUUAGAGUUCUGUUGCAACUUCUCCUUUCUCAACGUCUAUGUUUCCACAUAUUUAUUUUAUUAACCCUAUUUUCAAACAAUUGAGGAAGGCCUUGCCACAUCUCGGAGGCCUUGCCACAUUUUUCGCCAUCCUAAAUCCAAAGCCUUGUUCAGGAGGAGACGGAAGCAGCAACCAGGUGUUGCUCAUGCCAGGUUCAGCCUUUGUAGGGCCCCAGUUCUGAGGGAGCCAGAAAUGCACAAGGAGUUUUCUGUACUUUGGUUAUUUAGCCCUCAGUAGAACUCAAGGGUCCUUUCCCCCCUUAUCUCCUCUCAGAGCUAGCAGGAUAUUAAAUUCCCCACUUCACCAAACUAGUUUUCAUUGCAGUAGCUAGCCAUCACCCAUUGGGAUAAUAGGAGAAUACAGUUCAUAUGACACUUUAUUUUGGAGGCUCCGUGAUCAAACCACUAUUCAAGAGCCAAAGGGCACUGAGAGGACUUGAUUAUCUCCCAAGGGGGUGCUAAAGGUGGAAAACAAAGAAAGUCCCAGAAAGAUCUCUCCUCAAUAAGAGGAAUAGAAUCAACAGUGUCUGGAUAUUUUUCAUUUCCCACCCCCAAGUGUCUGACAAUCUUUUCAGAGGAGACCUAAAGCUUGUAGGACUGUUUCAAGAUGUGUAGCUCGAUUGCUCCUAGGCUGUGGUUUUUAACAGAUCGUCGUAUCAGGGAAGACUACCCUCAGCAGGAAAUCCUGAGGGCACUCAAAGCCAAGUGUUGUGAAGAGGACCUGGACUUCAGGGCCUUGGUGAUGGAUGAAGUGGUUCUGACCAUUGAGCAAGGAAAUCUGGGUCUCCGAGUCAAUGGGGAGCUCAUCACUGCUUAUCCUCAGGUAGUGGUGGUUCGUGUGCCAACUCCAUGGGUCCAAAGUGACAGUGACAUUACAGUUCUUCGCCAUCUGGAAAAGAUGGGUUGCCGGCUGAUGAACCGUCCCCAAGCCAUACUCAAUUGUGUCAACAAGUUCUGGACUUUUCAAGAACUGGCUGGCCAUGGUGUGCCUCUUCCAGAUACCUUCUCCUAUGGAGGUCAUGAAAACUUUGCCAAAAUGAUUGAUGAAGCAGAAGUGCUGGAAUUCCCCAUGGUUGUAAAAAACACACGUGGUCAUAGAGGUAAAGCUGUGUUUCUGGCAAGAGACAAGCAUCAUUUGGCGGAUCUUAGCCAUCUAAUUCGUCAUGAGGCCCCUUAUCUAUUCCAAAAAUACGUCCAGGAGUCCCAUGGCAAAGAUGUGCGUGUCAUCGUGGUGGGAGGCCGUGUGGUGGGCACAAUGCUGCGUUGCUCAACAGAUGGUAGAAUGCAGAGCAAUUGCUCACUUGGUGGCAUAGGAAUGAUGUGCUCACUGAGUGAACAAGGCAAGCAGCUGGCAAUCCAGGUGUCUAACAUCUUGGGAAUGGAUAUAUGUGGCAUCGACCUCUUAAUGAAGGAUGAUGGCUCAUUCUACGUCUGCGAGGCCAAUGCAAAUGUAGGUUUCAUUGCCUUUGACAAGGCUUGUAAUCUAGAUGUAGCUGGUAUCAUAGCGGAUUAUGCCGCUUCCCUUCUUCCCCCCGGUCGCUUGACACGACGCAUGUCCUUGCUCUCUGUGGUAUCCACGGCUAGCGAGACUAGCGAGCCAGAGCUGGGCCCUCCAGCUAGUGCCACUGUCGACAAUAUGAGUGCUAGCUCCAGCUCUGUCGACAGUGACCCUGAAACCACAGAGAGAGAGUUGCUCACCAAGCUCCCGGGGGGUCUUUUCAACAUGAACCAGCUAAUAGCCAAUGAGAUUAAACUCCUGGUGGAGUGAUGCCACAUGUAAAUAAAUAUGACCAACUUUCUUGUACAUUUUUUUAAAAAAACAAAAACCUACCAACUUGUAGUGCUGUUUAUCGGAAGCAGCUCAUGGAGGUGAGAGGAAGGACUUAGCCUGGGAAGCAAGAUCAAAACACGCAUGUUCUGUGAAUGCUGCUUUUGCUACUUGUUAACCUUACAGAACGCACAUUUAGUUGAUAUAUUUUGACAGCCAGUUUCUAAUUGGUAAUGCCCAGUUAAAAGCCUUUGUUUGUGUGGGAGGGUUUAACACGUUCCAGUUUCAUUAGCGAUGCCACUGUGAUGUAUGAUCCCAUUGCAGAGCACGUCUGUUCAUAGGGAAGUGUGAUUCAGCUUGAUUUGUGCUUUCAAAGUUUGGAAAGUUGUUGGAACUUUCAAAAAACAUCUGUGAACGAAUGUAUCUGCAAACCAUCCCCUCACCUCAUUGGAGCUCAAUCCUAUUGGUUCCUUUAUACCUCUUGCUUUAUUGUCCCAUAGGAGUUGAGAGGUUUGGGGCAGCCAUUUUUCAUUUAAAGGUUCUAAAUAUCAGCCUUUUCCAUCUAAUGUCAAUGGGAUCUGUGAGAACUCACACACCUGAUAAACAACCCGUGACAGUCUUAGAAGAUCUGGCCCUUAAGUAUUUUAACAGCGUGCAGCAUUUAUUAAUUCAACAUGAGUUUUUGAAACAAACCUGCGACUUCUGCCAUUUCAGUAUUACCAGAUGGGUUUGUGUCCAUACACGUUAUAUUGGGGAGGGAGGGGUGACACCUUCCUUGGGGAAAAGAUUUUAGUAUAUGUGAAGAUUUUAAAAAUCAAUUUAAUUCUUGGAUUUUGGGGGUGGGAGCAAGAGAGAUGUGCAUACAUUUCAGUCAUGCUCAUUGAUGGCAGAAGUGGCAUGUUUACUUUUGCACAAAAGGCAAAGAUAAACAGCACUGUUAACUUUGGUGUACAAAAUAAUGUUUAAUCCAAUGUGAAAAAGAAUAACACUAGUUUAAAACAAAUGUGCAUUGACUUGUAUUUGUUAGUGUGUUAGUUCUUUCUGCAAGAUAUAUGCUAUGUUAAUGUUUCAUUUCUAAUACAUGCUUGUCUAAUGCUCCUUCUCAAUGCCUGCAUCUUUAACAGUGGCCAAACUUGAAAAUACCCCACCCUAUUUAACAGCAGCAGUGAAGGCAGGGGAACCCCUAGACACACACAUACAUUUCUCUGUCUUUUUUUUUAAUCUGUUACCCAGAAAAAUAUGGGAGGGGGUGUGGAGGAGGGUUGAAAUGGUUGCAAAUUUCAAAAAUAUUUUGGAGUAAACUCAAGGUGUUACUAUUACUAGUAACCUUUCUUAUAGAAAACUGAAAUCUAAAGUAUCCUGACUUGCUAAGGAGGAGAAAUCCUGAAGAGAAAUAGGCAGGUUUUAAGAAACAAUGCAGGACACUUUGCCAGUAAGGCCCAGCCAGAAUGGAAAUAUGAUUUAAGGCCACAAAUAUGGAUCUCAGGCCCCUCUAUGUGUCUGUAUUUUGCUUUGUUUUGUCAUUGGUUUUUGUCUGUCCAGUUCGUCACUCUUCUCCAGAAUGCCUGAUGAUCUCUUCUCCCAACCCCCACAACCCUGAUACUUCUGGCUGUGCAUUUUCUUAUUAAAUUUGAUAAAAGAACCAAAACAGCAGCUUUGGGUCUGUUUUAAUGGCCUCACCUUCCUCCUCCUCACCCACUUCUCACUCAUUUAUUUUCUUUGGGUUGCAUAUAGCAUUGAAACUAUAGCAUAUAGAAGUAUAUGCUAGCAUAUAGAAAUAUAGAUACAAAAACGUAUUACAUAAAGAAAAUCACACAAAGUAAAAUGUUUACAACAAAAAGAUGGUUCCAUGGAGAGUUUUUGAAGGGUGGGCAGCUUAUGUGUGCAAUGCUGCUUUUAUCUGAGUGCUUCAAAGGAGCAUUUUCCCUUUGCCCUCCGAGGCUCUGAGCUUCAUCCCUCUAUCCCAUCCUCUCCACUUGGCUGUUUACCUUCACUCGGACCUUAAAUACACACAACGUGUGGAUACUACGCAGAGAGACGUCAGGAGGCAAUAAACAGAACAGUGUUAACCUGCUUUCAUGGAGGUUUGAUCAUGCCUGUUUGUACAGUUUUUUGUUUUGUUUUGUUAAAAAAAUGUAAUAAUGACUUUUUUGUAGCAUUAAAUAUUAUUAUUAUUAUUAUUAUUAUUAUUAUUAUUAUUUAAAAAAUCAAGUGGAAGGCUGACUGUUGGCGUUAGCUGGUGAAGCAAAAAGCAGCCUUUUAGAAUAAUCAGAUUGGAACAAAAGAUACAAAGGUUUUCAUUAAAGAAUCAAAUGCCCAGCAGAAGCUAAAACAAAACUCAGCUGUUUAGUGAGUAGGUUAAGAGGUUUUAUUCUGCUUAGGGAUGAUUUCAGUCCUCUGCCAACUGAAUGUGUGUCUUUUAAAAGAUAAGUUCCUCUGGAAACCUGGCUGGGUAACAAUUCCCUAUACUUGCUUUAAAAUGCUGUGAGCAUCUUUCAGGAAUAUAUGCAAAGAAUUAACCAUCUGUUAGCUGAUAGAAGUUUAGAGACCUCUACACCACUCACAAGAAGCAAGUGGAGCGAGCCCAGGAAGGAGUUGGUAACUCUUUGAUGGUUCUGACAUGGGCUACAUUGAGUUCCUAUAUUGCUCUGGCUAAAUAUGUGGCAACUGUGAUUUUCACGCUUUUUUCUUUUUUUACAAUUUCCUAGACCCAUUUUACAGCAGUAUAAAUGCAAUGAAGCACAUGCUUCCUUCUGAAAUGCAUACAGACAAAACAAGAAGAGCUUUUCAUAUGUUGGUUUGUCCGCUGGUCCUGGGUGCAUUAUGAGACUGGAAAAGAGUCUAUUGAUGAUCUGUGGGAGAGUAAAAGCCUCACACUUCAUUUAGAUAGAAGCUGACAUUGCUUAGCAAAAUCUCACAGGAAACUCCUUAUUUAAAGAAACGGGUUGUAGAUCCCUCAUCUACCCUGCCCACUGUAGCUGCAUCAGGAAAAUAUCUAGAGUGGGGAAUAAGUUUGUUUUGUUCUAAUUACAUUCCUCAUAGGUAAAAUGAAUGAAUUUCUUACUAACCAAGGUAUAACUUUCACACAGGUUAGUGCUACAUGAUGCACUUCCCUAAAAAACAUUGGCUUCAGUACAUUAAACGCACCAACAUUAUUUCUCCUAGAUUGACAGUCUGUGGCAGCGAUUAGUAAGACAAAAGCCAUAGUGCCCAGUGUAGGCAAUGACAGUACACAUUGUUAAAAUGGAAGCAAGGCUACUGGGGGAUUGGGGUGCGGGGAGCAGGAGGUGGGUGGAGCGUUAUGGAAAUCAAUUUGUUGUCUUAUUUAUUUGUGUGUAUAUAUGUAGCCAAUCCUGCAGAUAACAUUGUUACAUGUAUACCAAAUAUUGUACCAAAUUGCAGAUUGUUUUAUAGCUUUGUAUGUUUUCAGAUAUUUAGUUUAAUGUUUUGCUACAUUUUAUAAAUCCUCCUCUUAUUCUGGAACACUGUGAUAGAUCAUCAAUAAUACAUGAUGGAAGGACAGCAUACUUAUGGACUACUUUUGUUGCUGGGUUCCAUUCCUCUUUCAAGCUGUGUGAUAAUACCUCUAUAACUUUGCCCAGCAAUGCAUCAUAUGGAAGAUCUGCUAAGAAAGAUGCUCUGGACCUGCAGUAUAAAAAUAAGACACUGCUAGAGUUUCUGUACUGGACACUUAAUUAGAUUCAACAAGUGGAAUAAAUUGCUUUAAACUUCCAAUAAUCUUCCUAGUUUGAGGGGGUGGGGGGAAGCCCUACUUGGUUAAAUGUGUAAGGGCUUAAACUCUGUAAAAGCAAUCAACAUGUACAGUUCUUUCUCAUGGCUCACUCUUUUUGAGAAGGUUUAUGAGCUAUUUGGCUGGUGUGAGACUCACGACCCACUCCUGUUCUCUCUAUGGAAUUGUAGGUGCUCAGACAGGUAACCUCUGCUGCUACUGUCUUUUAUUUUUAAUUUUUCACUGUUCUAGGAAUUUCUGUAAUACAAAUUAUUGUAGGAUUUAUAACCAAAUGUUUCCUUUUUUCCUUUGUUUUCUUUUUUAAAUUUGAGUGUCUCUGACCUUGGAGGGUGAUUUCUGGAAUGUUCUGAUGGUGGCUUAGACCAUGGUUAGAAAUUUCCAUACCCCUCAUGUUCCCAUUUUCAGUUGAAUGUAUUUUAUUUGCUUAAUGCAAUGUCAAUAAAUUGAUGUUUUGGGGUGGGAGUUUGUAAUCCUUAAUUAACAUUGUUAUGCUUUGUGAAUAUAUAUACCAUUAUUCCUUUUUAAAAAACUAUUUCUAACAGUUCACACUUUCUUACUGUUCUUUGCAAAACUUUUCAGGAGCCAAAAAAAGUCAAACAAUCCAGAGAAAAACUUCCCUUCUCCCCUUUCUGAUGGCAAGAGAGAGAGAGCUUGUGAAAAAACCUUGAGAAUGUUCCUCCCUAAACUUUUCCCCCCUGUGGUAAAACAGUAAACGCAGCAGUUUGGUGGCAUCCAGUACCGACCUGUUGGCAGUUUUUACAGGGCUAUGGUGCUUUCCAGGGGCACAAUCAGCACAAAUCUAAUCGGCAUCAAUUAAUAACAGAGUAAUAAAACUGGUAGGUGGCAACAGAAGAAGGAGCCUAAUGCGGAUGGCACCUGUGAUCUGAAAAUGCUGCCAUGUGGGGAGAGAUGGAUUCCAUUACAUUAGCUGAUGUAACGGGCAAAGAUGAGAGGCAGCUUCCCUGGCUUGUCAAUCUGCAUGACUGUGUCAGAUGUCCUUGGACACUGCAUCUCACCCUCAGUGAGGUGUUCUCAUGCAACAUCCGGAUAAGGAGAAGCAGCCGACAAUUGAUGGAAGAAUUGGGUGUUGAUGUUAGAACAAUCUCCAGAGACUGAAGCAUGUUCACCACAGGACAGGGUCUGUGAAGCAUCAAGAGGCCUUACUUCCUCUUCUCUUUUAUGUGCUUUGUUCCCUGCCCUUUGAGGUCUGAAGGGAACAGUACAUGGUGGCAUCCUGUACAGAGACUGAGGCAGAAUGGCAGCAUUGGUGGUAAUGCAUUCUUCACAUAAUGGAAGAUAAUAAAAUGUAAAUGUUUAA